Colletotrichum godetiae is the source of this 678-nucleotide messenger RNA. RefSeq lists its product as uncharacterized. Gene Ontology annotation, cellular component: cytoplasm. NCBI's taxonomy places the organism in Eukaryota, Fungi, Ascomycota, Sordariomycetes, Glomerellales, Glomerellaceae. The annotation marks the transcript as partial. The transcript has a single exon. The record is from RefSeq and is a predicted model, not a curated record. Gene Ontology annotation, biological process: regulation of nitrogen utilization; mitochondria-nucleus signaling pathway; negative regulation of transcription by RNA polymerase II.
AACUCAAACACCGACUGCGUUGACGAAAGCGCAAUUGAUGAUGAUUCCGAGUGGGAAGACUCGAUCGAAAAUGAGAAAAAGUCUAGCGUUGACGAGAAGACUUUCUUCCGACGUGUGGACAUCAAGGAUAAGCCGACCUCGCAUCGCUCUCUUAUUACCAUGAUGAUGGUUGAGCAGAACGAUCGCGGAGGGGUAGGCAAUGUUGCCUCUCGGUCGACCUCAGUAGUCCCUUGGUCUCGUACCAGCCACCCGGCUCCGUCUACCUUGGCCGUCUCUCUCAACGAUUCCGACGACGCCCCGUUGAUGAUGAAGCGUGGAAACCGCUCGCAGCCUCUGAAGCCUGUCACUGAGGUGCCACGGUCCGCUCGUCGGUCUAUCUCCAAGACUGCUAGCCGCAACUUCCAAGCCGCCCUCCUCCCCCCCCGAACCACACGACGAAAAAUGGUAAAGACAAAGCUGCCUGAGCCUGUCCGACGGAACCUGCUUUGGGAGCGCCAGCACAAGUCAGCUACUGCUAAUGCAGUGCUCAGGUGCCGCCAUACCUUCCACGACGUCGCGAACCUGAAGCAGUAUCCCGAGAUCGCCUCGACCACCACGAGGAAGGAUAGUUCCAUCGAUGCCCUAUACUUCGCUAUUCACACAGCCGAUCGCGAUGGUUACAACAUAAAGGGAUGGUGA